Molecule: messenger RNA, 699 nt
Organism: Colletotrichum spaethianum
Lineage: Eukaryota; Fungi; Ascomycota; Sordariomycetes; Glomerellales; Glomerellaceae
Exons: 2
Coding region: 1-699 (232 amino acids)
Source: RefSeq, a predicted model, not a curated record
AUGUCGACCAACGGCCACGCGAUCCUGCAGGCUCUUCACAACAAGGUGGCUUCGCGCACAAUACAAGUCACGGUCGUACCAAGACCGACCAAGUUCGCUGAGCGACGCGCUGUCUUGCACUCGUUGCAAAAGUUCGCCAAAGUUGAAGUGUUCAAGAACGACAAAGCAAAAGUCAAGGAGCUCGCCAAGAUCAGCCCGUUACAAUACCAGCUUGCGACCCCCCGAACCAACGGUUCCGUCAAGACGUUCUUAGCGAGCUCAGCCUCGGCUGGCCCCUUUGUCGACUCUUCAAGGUACGGCGAUGAUGCGGAGGGCGUCGCGCACGCGGAGGACAAGAAGGACUUCACGGUGUACAUCUUCCCGGCUCCGACCUAUAUACACUCCGCCGCCAUCAAGGCGUCUCCUCUGCACGGCCCGUGGCCUAAGUCCCGUCGCGAAACAGUCAUGUCGGCAACCUUGAAGGAGUCGAUGCCCAAAGAUGUCACCACUGACGGUUUGUCGGACUGGGAGACCGGCGGACAGGUCAAAGCCUCUUCCAAGGGGCAGCUCUGGGAGGAAAUUCUUCUCGGCACCAAGUCAAUCGACGUCAGAAAACGCGCCAUUAUCGACCGUAUUCAACGCAGAGAACAAAACGAAAAGGCGCCUGCCAUCAUGGAAGGAUUGCUUCAUCUUCGACAAGAAGCGGGCAAGUCAGAUUGA